CGGUGCCUGCGGGAGCCACCUUGAGAGAGCGGCUAGAGAGUGGCUCCUGGUACAGCCGGAGCCAGGGCGAGCGUCAGGUUGCGCCGGAGGGACCUGCGAGCCCUGAAGAGCCGGCGCACAAUGUCUGAAAACAAAGUGAAGUCAAGCAAACCUGUGAAUAAAACUCCUCCAAAAUCUCCUUCAGAUCCAGCAAAGGACCGAGCAGCAAAGCGGUUAUCCUGUGAUUCAAACAGCUCCCACGAGGGAGCUAUGGCAGGAGAAGUAAGUGCUCUGGAAGAAGCCUUUAGAAAAUUUGCUAUCCAUGGUGAUACAAGAGCCACAGGAAAAGAAAUGCAUGGGAAGAACUGGUCAAAGCUAUGUAAGGACUGUCAUGUGAUAGAUGGGAAGAAUGUGACAAUCACAGAUGUUGACAUUGUCUUCAGUAAAAUCAAGGGAAAGUCUUCCAGAACUAUCACUUUUGAUCAGUUUAAGGAAGCUCUUCAAGAACUCUCCAAGAAGCGAUUUAAAGACAAGAGUGAUGAAGAAGCAGUCCAAGAAAUAUAUAAACUAAUUGAAGGAAAAGCACCCAUUAUAUCUGGAGUAACGAAAGCCAUUUCAUCUCCAACUGUAUCACGCCUUACAGAUACAUCAAAAUUCACGGGUUCUCACAAAGAGAGAUUUGAUCCCAGUGGGAAAGGAAAAGGCAAAGCUGGCCGAGAAGAUCUGGUGGAUACUUCAGGAUAUGUAUCUGGUUAUAAGCAUGCAGGCACAUAUGAUCAUAAAGUACAAGGAAGCAAGUAAGGCUGAGGGUUUACAACACAGAAGGAGCAAGAGAGGGGAAAGAAAAUAUAUUUGUAAGAAUUAUGUAGAUGAAUCUCACAUGUUUUGGUUUUGAUGAAUGCUAAGACUAUGUUGUCAAGAAGUUGUUUUCAGGAACUGGAAAUGAUUUCAACAUCUGCUGAACUACUAGCAGCACAAUGCCACUUCAUUACAUUCCUCGUGUAUAUUGGCAACAAUAAAUGUAUUGAUACAAAAAAAAUAUAUAAUUUUUUGAGCUUUAGAAAAAAAACACAACAACACAAAGUCAAGAGCAGUUAUAUCAUACUUCAUCAACUCAAGUAAAAGAUCUCAAACAUUCCUAAAUGUCCAGUUGCCUCUUUUGAAAAGAGGGUCUUUCAUAGUAGUCUCUCUGAAGAAUAUCCCAUUAUUUAUGCAGCUUGUUUUGACUACUGUUUGGGUUUGGUUUUUUUUAAAUGUCUUAUAUGGGAUCUGACACUUUCCUUAAAACAUUCAACAGUAUACUAUUGGGGAGUAAGUGGUAGUAAUAUACAAGGUGCUAGCCUGUAAAUGUCAUACACCACUCAUGAAAAAAUGAAAAAAAAAAUAGUAAUUUAUGUCAAACAGAAAGAGGUGGAAAAUGCCAGCCGUUACUUUCUGCCUUUGCACUUUUGUUACUGCGUGUACUGUAGCAUCAUUCUGACUGUCUGGAUUUGGAUGGAGCUAUUGUACUAACCUGAGAGGUGAGAAACAAGAACUCACUAAGAAAGUGUGUUCAGGCUUUUUGUAGUCUGUUUUCAAGUUUGC
Calypte anna (Anna's hummingbird) is the source of this 1563-nucleotide messenger RNA. It is a transcript of the gene TPPP, whose product is annotated as tubulin polymerization promoting protein. The coding region runs from base 121 to 780 and encodes 219 amino acids. Gene Ontology annotation, cellular component: microtubule. Gene Ontology annotation, biological process: microtubule bundle formation; positive regulation of protein polymerization; microtubule polymerization. NCBI's taxonomy places the organism in Eukaryota, Metazoa, Chordata, Aves, Apodiformes, Trochilidae. The record is from RefSeq and is a predicted model, not a curated record. The transcript has 4 exons. Gene Ontology annotation, molecular function: electron transfer activity; heme binding; tubulin binding.